Messenger RNA from Manis pentadactyla (Chinese pangolin), 3082 nucleotides. RefSeq names its product dynein axonemal assembly factor 8 (gene DNAAF8). The coding region runs from base 522 to 1397 and encodes 291 amino acids. The record is from RefSeq and is a predicted model, not a curated record. Gene Ontology annotation, molecular function: dynein complex binding. NCBI's taxonomy places the organism in Eukaryota, Metazoa, Chordata, Mammalia, Pholidota, Manidae. Gene Ontology annotation, cellular component: dynein axonemal particle. The transcript is spliced from 4 exons.
GAGGAGAUUCCAAAGGGGUGAAAGCCUCAGUAGUUGAGCCGCAGCUAGAGUGGGCGAACGCGACCGGAGGGAGCGCCAGAGACCCCUUAGAUCCCUGCCAGGGCCGGGAGGGGAGGCGGAGGCCCGAGGUGAGGGGUCUCGGGCCCGCCGCAGCUACCGGGAUAAAUGUCGGGGUUUGCAGAGACGGGGGGAAACAGAAUGCGGGUGAGUGGGAAGACAGGCGAUGGUUUUCCUGGCUCCCAGCUGGAGAAUUUGAAAGCCUGUUCCGGGAGGCUGUUGGCGUCUAGUUGUCAUAACAACCGGCCGCCGCGAGGCGGGAGAUGGCGGGGCGGGGCCAACGGGCUGCAGCCAGGAAACGGACGGAGGCAGUCAGGCCUCGGAGGGGCCCCCAGCGGCCGUUGUGCGGAGCGUUUGGCAUAACUCGGUUGGACCCAACUGCACAACUUGGCGUUUAGGACCCUUUAAGAUCCGGGCUGCUUGGAAGAUGGUGCCCUAAGAAGCAUCCCCUGAGUUGGGCGCCCAUGGCAUCCCAAGACAAAGAUGUGGGGCCCCCGCUGCCCUCUCCCUGGGCCUCCCAGGCAGGACCCUGGGAGGCCAUCCUCGCGGCCGUCAGGGAGCAGCUUCCCUCACUAGACUCGGAUUUCUCCUCGUCGGACCACGAGGAGGAGGAGCUGUUCAUCUUCCAGCGAAACCAAACCGUCCUGGUUCCGGACUUGUCUGAGGAGCUGGCUGAAGACCCUUCUGGGGCCUGGGGUGCAAGAGCCAACGAUCCUGAGCCGGCUGUGGCGCCUGCGGGAUUCGCCGCAGAGCCCUGGAGUGCGUGGGACGCGAGGGCGACGGGGGCAGCCCCUCUGGAGGGAGGGGACCCUGCUGGGCCCUCGGAGAGCUGUGGGGAGGUGAGCUCCCUCCUCAGGAGGCCCGAGGACCCGCCCACAGGGCAGGAAGGUGACCUUGGGGCCAUGUCCUUCAAUACCCAGAGUCCUCCCUGGAGGCCGCAGGGAGAAGCCACCCUGUGCCCCUGGGAAGGAGACCCGAAGACAGAGCCCCCGAUCGCCGCCGCACAAGCCCAUCCGAGCUCAGACUCCGAAAGCCGCAGAGCCCUCCAGAGGGAGAGAAGGAAGAUGAUCGAGAAAGACAUUCUCCAUAAAGUCCCAUGGCACCCCGGGGACCCAGCCUGCAGGGGCCGAAGUCCAGUGGAGAUGCCCUGGGAAGCCGCAGCCUCGGGUCCGAGGCCAGAAAUGCCACCAGAGGCGCCCCAGGAAGGACCGCUGGCGCUCUCCCUGCAGGUAGGCAGCUCCCCUGCCCUGUGCUUCCUUGGGGCGUCCCCUGCGCGGUCCUCUAGCUCGUCUUCCACAGGCCAGCUUGAGGGCCGGCCGACUGCACCCGUCCUUGUCUAGUUGGGCUGCCGCCACAAUCCCACAAACUGGGCAGCUUAAGCAACAGAAAUUCAUUUCUCACAGUUCUAGAGGCUGGAAGUCCAAGAUCAAGGCGCCGGCACAUCCGGUGUCUGAUGAGCACAGCUUCGUGGUUCACAGAUGGUUUCUUCCCGCUGCGUCCUUGAGAGGCGGAAGGGGCACAGAGCGCUCAGGGGCCUCCUUUAUAAGCAGGAUAAACCCAUUCAUGAAGCUCCACCCCAUGACUCAUCACCUCCCAGUGGCCCCACCUCCGAACACCACCGGGUGGGGGGUUAGGAUUUCAACCUGUGAAUUUUGGAGGGACACAAACGUUCCUCCCGUCACAACGACCUUAGGCCAGUGAUCGGCCAGUGAGCAGGCUCAUGCCUACCUCACUGGGGGUGUGGAGCCCCCCCAGACAGACCCGCAGGUGGAGUUCAUGAACCAGGAACAGCAAGGAGCCCCCAGCCUUCUUUAAAAGAGAAAAGGCGUAAUGACCCCAAGCGUGCUCAUAAAGACGUACAACCACAUACAACUUCCAGAACAGACCUUGUCAAAGUGAGAUUCUCAACUCGAAGCCCUCAUUCUCACGUAGACAGCGAGCACCUGUUGUCAUGGUACUCGGCUCAUUAUCGAGGGGACCGGCAGGAGGACAAAGCGGGUUCAAGGAGGUGAUGAGAAACCGGGGUUUCACAAAACACCAGGGCAGAAGAAAGGAAUGCCAGGUAAAAUGGCUCCAUUAAGUACCUGAUCAGUGAACACCUACCAGGCAACAAAACCGUCCCCUUGGGGUUUUCUGCUCCCCUGAAUGGAAGAGAAACCACUGCACCUUCCCUUCUCGUUUUUACAAAGUCGUGGAAUAGGUGAGCCCUGGUCAACUGUGCAAACCGAAUGGUCUCCCCUAGAAAGGUGGGCCUGUUAGCAAAGCUCCAGUAUGACAUCCAAGUGGCAUGCAGUUCUCUUUUUUUGCCCUAUUUUAAAAUUUUGAUAAUUUUCUCAACGACUUAGAGAAAACUGGCAUCAAAGUGUAUGUGGAGGUCGUCCAUUGCUGUUUAAAUAGGCCAGUAUUGUCUUUCUGGUCACCCUGAACACUUGCUUUCACUCACCUCUAAGGCUGCAAAGAGCUGCAAGGUCCCACAUAAGAACAUCAGCCCUACUAACCCCCCGCCUCCUGUUAGCACAGCCCACCCUGCACCCACAGCCGGCUCUUCCAAGCCCUCCGGGGUUCACACCUGCCUAGAACCAUCUGUUUCUUAGAAGAGCAAGACGCUCUAACCUCGUCACAUUUCCAACCCGUGUGAGCCUAAAGAGUUUUAAGACGGCACCGGGUUUCCUCAGGUCAAACAAUGUGUUUGUGCCAAAAAACAAAAGUAUUGCCCAAAAAAGGCAUACGAAGGAGGGUGCAAGAAACCCAGGCCCCACCCACCUCAAGGAGGUUCACUGCGCAGCCUGGGCGAGUGAGCCAUCUUUAAACGUGAGCUCUGAUUUCUCCCCACGACACCCCGUGACAGCCACAGCAGCUGUGAGGUCGGCACUCUGGCCUCCGGGCCCUGCGGCAGCCCCAUAAUCACCACGUUAAUCAUUGCAGCAACUCGAAGAGUUGGGUUCGGACCACAUCCUUCGGAGUCUGGCAGAGCAAGAGGAUGACCGGGAAGAGGGCGCACCUGGAGCCGCGUGGGCAGCUGACC